UGCCGUACGCAUGUUGUGAGUGCUGCAGACUUGUACCUUGCCGCAUAAACUCAAGGUAAACUGUACAUAUUCGAAGCCAGACUGUAUACCUGGUGGACUGUUUCCGUUAUAGGGACAGCCAUGCUCAUGAAAACAUGAAAAUCAAGAACAAGGUAUAAUAAUAUAGUCGUAUCCAUGUCGAUGAGCGAUUCAAGGUUUCACUGCUGACGCUGAUGGCGCCUUGCGGGGCCGUUCUCAGCCGCCAACAGCCUGUGGAACUAAUUUAGCGGCCCUGGGCGGCCAAACCUAAAAGAGAUGGAUUUCUAUUUACUCAAGCUUGCUACAGUUAGUAGUAGCCGCCCACUCAUCGCAAUACCUCGCGUUCUUUGACUUUACGCCCUUUCUUUACAGUUUCUCUCUUCAACACUCACCGCAUCACAGCAUGUAAUGCCAUGAUAUUUUUAUUCUCAUCUCAGCUAUUGCCCCUUGUUCAAAGUUACGUUCAAGGCUAGCAAUAGUGACCGCCAACUCGAAACCGCAACCUUCCGCAAAAGCAACAAUUUAGCCAUCAUGGAUCGCUUCCGAAAUACUGCGGGUGAAUAUGAGGACUCGGCCAUCAUGGACGAUUUAAAGGCUGUUGGAUAUCAGGAAGUUACUGGAUUGCAGGAAACCCAGGCUCGGUCGCCCUUGACGAAAACGCGGUCCAUGUCCGACGGAGGAGGAACCCCCUCUCGACUCUCUCCCUCACCACGCAUCGUCGAGGCAUCUCGACGGACAUCAAAAGACGACACAAGUAUUCCCACUCCUCAGCCAGUGACGCCCCGACGCCCAAACUUCUCCAACCGUGGCUUUUCCAUACAGAUGCCUCCUCGAGAAUUUACUCCACCAGCCGCGAACUCAUACGUCAAACCCGCACCUUUAUCACCUAAACUGGACCACUCCCAGAUAUAUGCAUCUCCUACCAAUAUACUUCCUCGUCGCUCCCGCGGUCUUGACUUUUCUCGCGCCGCUACCAGCCUACACCACUCGACCCUCGCCGAACAGUCUUCUCCCGACUCAUCGCCCACCGCUGGUGGCCGGGCAAUGAACAUACCGAGCCGAAGAAGUCAUUAUGCAGGCCCCGAACAAACAUCGACGUCUCUAUGGUCAGUCAUGGGUAAUCAGGAAAAGAUGCACAUCAGCAGCUCGCUUGGGAGCCAGGCGAUUGGCUCUGAUUCGUCAAGUACCUCAGAUGACGAUGAGCUGAUGGACGAGGAUAUGGAUGAGACCUACGUAACAACUCCGCAGGUCCAUAAGAUUGGUCCAAUUCUCGGUCCCCAAGGGUCUGGUGGGACCUUUGGAUCCCCUGCAAUGAGCAGCCUCAUGAGUUUCCAACAGCGACAAAGACCCCGCAAACAAGCCAAGAAGAAGGCUCGUGGGCCUUUGGGACUGGGAUUCAGCGGUGCAUCUCUAUCCAAGUCACCACCAACUAAUUCUUCUCGGGCUCGUCGCGAGAGCAUCAGUUGGCAGGCUAAUCAAUUGCACAUUUCUGGUGCAGAUUCCGAUGAGACACGAGCAAUGGGCGAUGUGGACGGGCUUGGAGAUGGGCAGCGCAAUGUCAUUCGGAGGGUAGUAACAAGACGGGGAAAUCUUUUGCCCAAGACAAAAGGAUUCGCACGCAUUCGUGCUGCGCUCAUGGAAGAGAGCACUCCUGCCGAAUCUGAGUUUCGUCGAGAAGCCGAAGUUGUUAAACAGGUUCGUGAUUGCGACAUGGAGCUUGAGCCCAGGAUCCCACAACCGGCCUUGGAUUCAACUCAAUCAACAACAGCACCCUCUUCACCCAACUUGACACAGCAAGAAGGCCUGAACGACGUACCCGAGGACGAUAUCAUGGGCGACAUAUCCAUGGGUCUCUCUAGCAGUUUUAAGCAACAUGCUAUCAAGAACUCAAAAGGCAAGACGUUUUGGGACACCUUUUCUGAGUCAAGUAGCACUGGCGGUGCGAGAACCACACCGCCUCCUGCCGCUUUUCUUCCUCGAGGCUCAUCCUCAGGUAUCAGCGAAGACGUGGCGAUGGACUCACCGUCAGUUGGUGGAGCUACUAAUGGCGGUACUCAACCACCAAGUGCUGCAGAAAUAACUCGAAGAAUUAACAGUAAACGUCGCCGGGACGAUGAUUUUGAUCCUGUUAGCUUCAAACGUCGAGCUGUCAGCCCUGGGAUGAGCGUUCACAAUUCACCAGUCAUGCAGAGUCCACUCCAACGAGACGGUAUGUCGUGGGGUUCUCGUCCCGGUAGUAACGGCGGCGAUAAGGCCGGCAGUAGUGCACCAAGCGAAGCCGGCAGCACACCAGGAAACCUAUCCGGCAGUAGCUCUGCGGCUGGACGACUUAACAGCAAAGGCCGGGUUGGUUUCCAAGGAAUGAUUGAUACUCAUGAUGGGAUCAUGCGUAUGAGUAUAGAGUAGCCUGUUUCUUUCUGUUGCAAAUAUUGGAGUGCCUCGGAGGAUUCGAGUCUUUGGACCAUGAAACUAAAAGCAUAUGGAGGCGUUAUGAGCUAUGGCGUUAUUUAGGAAUGGAUUGGUAUGGGGUCUUCAAACAUCCAGCCUCUGGAAGCGGCUUUUAUUUCUAAUACCCUCGUAUUGGGCGAAAAUAUUAGGUAUCAUCAAUGUCUCUGAUUAUAUAAAUGCCGUCUCUGUAAAAGGCGGCCCCUAACGCCUAAAAAGAAGCCUUUCUCAGAUCACUCCUUGAUUAUCCCUCAUAAGAAAUUCCAACGCCGUCUAUGCCAAAUCGCUUGUACCAAACAUGCUGCCAUUACUCCACGCCAACACCCUCCUCUGGAACUGUGAGCGUACCAAGCUUGUCGUCAAGCCAACGCGCUAGCUCAGUGGCAUGACGGCGAAGGGCAGUUACUGCAGCGGCAGAGCCUGCGUUGCUCUCCAGACUAGCUGUCGUUUGUCCACCAGUGCUCAGAAUACUGUCUGCUCCAUCUGGACUGCCAACAUGAGAGGACUCGCCAGUGGGAACAUGGAGAUCAUGCACAUUAGGCACGCCAUGCUCUGUGACAUCUGGGUUGGCGGGUCCCACGCAGACGAAGAGAAGACCGCACUUCAACCUACGGAUCACGACAGUCCCGCUCGUAAGUUGAACCGUGACAGUAGCAGGCUUGAUGCCCCGUCCCUUGCCAGACUUAUGUGAGUCGAGCUGCUGACUUUGUGAUAAUCGAUCUGUCUCGUCUUCGAGGCCAUCCUCUUCAGGUGGCGAGCUUCCGAUCGGAUCGGGUGUGCGAGAACCGGGUAGAGACGCAGCGAGGGCAGGUGCCGAGGUGGAGUGUAUGGCGAGGAGGGAUGCAGCGACGGUAGCAUGUGUUCGGAGAGCGGCUACGGGAUGAGGGCUUGCGUGUGCGAGAAGCUUGCCGUGAGGGCUUGUAAGAAGAAGCGUGGGAAGCUGGGGAGUUCGGUUCGCGUUGAGAAAGGCCGUAAGGCGCUUUGUGAGGAGAAGAGGAGGCGUUGGGUGGGAGAUGGACAUGGUAAUUGAAUGAUUGGCGAUUGAUAAGCUAGCCUCUGCGGACUUUCCUGAAUCCAGAGAAUUACUUGGUUGUUCGAUAGAUAGGGAAAUAGCGCUAGAUUAUUGUACAAGAACGAGAAAAGAUCCGCUCGUUGUUUGGAAGAAAAGAAGAGUCAAGCCUUGAUGGAUGUUGAGGUGGAAUGGGGAAACGGCUCAGGUCCAG
Molecule: messenger RNA, 3686 nt
Organism: Fusarium odoratissimum NRRL 54006
Lineage: Eukaryota; Fungi; Ascomycota; Sordariomycetes; Hypocreales; Nectriaceae
Exons: 3
Coding region: 550-2424 (624 amino acids)
Cellular component (GO): site of double-strand break
Source: RefSeq, a predicted model, not a curated record